Messenger RNA from Cladocopium goreaui, 1632 nucleotides. The record is from the annotation of a GenBank genome assembly. NCBI's taxonomy places the organism in Eukaryota, Dinophyceae, Suessiales, Symbiodiniaceae.
CUUCUCGGCUCAAUCUUCAUGUUCAGUAUUGUAUCUUGUGUCCCUGAAUGUUUUCUUCCGCCCGUGCUCGUGUGGUCCUGAUCAUCCUGAUUCUAUGUUUUAGUGCCAGUGCAUGGCUGGGCAUUUACACGAAUCCACAUGGUCAGACCCGAUCCGCGAAAUACUUCGCCGCCCCGGCCGGCAACGCCACAGCCACAGUUGGUGGUAGACCAAUCCCGAGUUUUGGCAACGCAACAAAACCGACAGACCUCGCUGCCGCAGAGCCAUUAAUACCAUCGACCUGCGGAUGGAAGGCCCCUUAUGCCUGCGGCUGCGCGGAUGACGACAAUGACAUUGCGACCAUGCGCCGAAUACUUUGGAAUCAAACAACUUUGGAGUUGCUGAACGCUGGGCUUAGCCAGCCAAAGUACGAAAAACAUAGCAACUACACGUUCCUACAAGUGCAUGAGGCGGGCUUUGAAGAGCUUCGCCGUAGGUUUGCUGUUUUUUUUGAAAAUCAAGCGGCAUCCAAUAUUUUGUGUGAACACGUUGUCAUCAAGGUGAGUAUUUUUCCCAAAACGCAACUUUCGCGGCGCAGAAUUCAUGAUGUGGAAACUAAGAUAGUUGACACUUACACAGGCCCCAGAGGCUGCGGAAUCUACGUCUUGAGCGAUUGGCAGAUUGCAGCUAUGAAGAGAACAAAUGUAAAUGGUUGGAAUACCGUGGCAUUUCCCACCGAUGAUUUCGUUUCAAACCUGACAAAGAUUGGGAACGAGUCGGAAGCAAACGGGCUCUCCAACGAGCUUCAACGCUUCUUCAAUAUUAUCAAGAUCACCGUGGGUUUCCUUGUCCCUUCGAGCGUCAACAAAGUCACCUUUGGUGAUUGGAAGUGCAACGUGGUGGGUUUCCACCAAGACUCUGAACGGUCCAACAGGAGCAACAUCAGUGACUUUGAGGUGGUUAGGCAUCGUAAAAAUUUCAACAAGAGUCUUGAGUCUGAGUGGAUUGAUAAUCAUGGACGUGUGUUUUCAAGACACGAGUGGGCAGCCCUCCGAGACAUUGAGAGGCUGAAGUUAUUUUUAGGCCCUAACGUGAUAAAGCUCACUGUAAACAUGUCUGACAUUAUGUGUACAACAUGGCAUCUAGGACGGAAAAGACAAGCUCUGGCACGCUUUGCCUUGAGAUGGUUUUGGUAUACUGCUGCUUUUACAAUGAGGCCCCAACUGACUUACAACUUGGCUUUGUUUGAUUGUGGAGAAAGCUUGGCUGUGAAUUACCCGAAACAAACCUGGUAUUGUGGCUUCUGAAGAACAUCAUCUCUGCCGACACGGAGCUCCACGGCGGGUUCCAACUGCCGUGAAAUGACACAUGAUAAUUUGUUUUCUAGGUGCCUUCCAGCUGCCAUUUGAGCUGCUUUCAAAGAUUCAAUUCAAAGCAGGUAAGCACGUGGUCAAAAGCUGAGGCUUCAUGUGGGUCCUUUGGUCUUGGUUUGCUGGCGAACCUUCUGCUCAUGUUCAAUAGGAGCCAAUGGAAAAAGCCCAGAGAUGGGAUGAGAUUGGAUUGAUUGUAGAUGGGUCCGUAGGUGACAAACCAUGUCGAAUCUGAAUGGCCCUGGCAACCAGGUGGACCCGGGAAUUUGGCGCUUUGCGAAGG